AUCGAAUAUUUUAUCUGGAGACAUGCAAAAGGGUAUUAAGCUUCAGACAAAGCACCUGGAGGCUUUGAUUGAAUUACACAAUAUCACCAGGUCCUUUGCAAGGAAUAUUCAACACUUAUUUUCUGGUUCUGACGUACAAGUUUUAAGGGAUGUGCUGAAAGCAGUGUACUUGCCAUAUGAAUCGUUUAAACAGAGGUAUGGACAGAUGGAUCGUGCCAUCCUUUCCUCUGAGAUUGCAGGAAUAAAUUUAAGAGGAGCUGUAAUUCGAGGGGUAGGAGCCCAAGGAGUUGAACUCAGUGAAACUGUUCGUAGGAUGGAGGAGUCUAUUCCUCAAGUUAUUAUACUUCUUGAAGCUUCUGCCGAGAGAUGCAUCAGUUUCACUGGAGGUUCUGAGGCAGAUGAGCUGAUUCUCGCCCUUGAUGAUAUAAUGUUACAAUACAUUUCCACUCUACAAGAAACUCUCAGGUCACUAAGAACUGUAUGUGGUGUGGAUUAUGGUGGCGGUGGUAUUGGAAAGAAAGACAUCGAGAAGAAAGAUGGAAGUCAAAAUGCUCAGAGAGUUGAUUUGGUCUCAAAUGAAGAGGAAUGGUCCAUGGUCCAAGGGGCACUGCAGAUCCUUACAAUUGCAGAUAGUUUGACAAGCAGUUCCUCUGUCUUCGAAGCAUCUUUAAGAGCUACUCUUGCUAGAUUAAGCACAACUUUAUCUUUUUCAGCAUUGGGUUCAAGUUUAGAUCAAAACCAGACUAUAAAUGGUAAUGAAGACGGAGAGCCAUCUUUUGGUGGGAGGGCUGCCUUGGACAUGGCAACACUGCGGCUGGUUGACGUGCCCGAGAAAGCUAGGAAACUCUGCAGUGCUGACAGAUCACAUGGAGAAGCUGCUAUGAAUGUUUAG
Vicia villosa (hairy vetch) is the source of this 892-nucleotide messenger RNA. Its product is annotated as conserved oligomeric Golgi complex subunit 7-like. The transcript is spliced from 2 exons. Gene Ontology annotation, biological process: intracellular protein transport; Golgi organization; retrograde vesicle-mediated transport, Golgi to endoplasmic reticulum. Lineage: Eukaryota; Viridiplantae; Streptophyta; Magnoliopsida; Fabales; Fabaceae. The record is from RefSeq and is a predicted model, not a curated record. Gene Ontology annotation, cellular component: COG complex. The coding region runs from base 23 to 892 and encodes 289 amino acids.